CACACAGCAGCCCCGUCUGCCACAGUGCGCGCUUACCCUCCCCGACAACGCCGUCACAGUUGUGCGGACCACCGCUGCAGGAGCAGCAGCCGGCAUCCAAUUGAGACUGGCCGAUCGCGUUACUCUCCGACACCGGCGCCUGUGGAAAACGCGUGCGCGAGCCCCACUUGCGAGAACGGAAGGAGUCGCCCCGUCGUGGUGCACGCUAAGGACAAACCGCCCACGCGCCAGUGACAGAGCGUCCGGUCAGCGCAGCAACGAUACACGGUCGCGAAAGUAGCGGCGUGUUCCCCAACCCUUCUUCUCCCGAGCAAAUCUCAUCCAGCGAAGGAAACCGAUAGAGAGAGCGCGAGUGGAAGACGACAGAAGACGCCCAAGAGCAGGAGGAUGACCACCGCCACAGUGUGAGAAGAAAAAAAAAAAAAAAAAAACAAGAAAAGGGGGGAGACGCAACCCAAUUACUCGGCGGUGCGCCCGUCAUCGCGCCACAGCUGCUUCUGCCUUCUUUCGUUGCCGCGCGCGCUGUCGCUCCUCGUGUUCGCCGGAUUACGGGCCGCCAGCGGGGGUCGUGGACCUCGGCACCGAAAUCGAAGCGCAAUGUUGCGACGAAAAAGAUGCUACGAGAAGUAUCUGGCGGCCGCGGUAGUGGUGUUGCUCAGCCUGAAUUACAUCACUGGAACAUCCGCACAGAUAGACAGGUCAAACAGAGAGCCAAGUGACAGCGCAAAUCGUAUUCCUUGGCCUGUGUACCAGCACAGCCCCGCAUCCAACGCUCCCGGGUUCAAUCAGAACAGGCCACAGGAAGCUCCUAAACAGAGACCUCGCCUCUCUGAUUCCCUAUUACCACCGUCAUUCAUUAAAGUCAUCAAUUCCGUCAGCUCUCCUGACUGGGAAACAACAACGCCAGCAGGGCCUCGAGCCGUUGUUUUGACAACUUCCACGACAACGACCACUACAACAACCACGACUACUCCACCGCCUCCGCCUCCUCCUCCAUCAACUACAGCAUCAGUGCCCACGAGCCCCACCUACUACAAGCGUGGCCAACCACCGGAGGUCGAUCCGUUAAGCCCCAGCGCCUGGAAGGCUGUACCAGAGAGUCCUCCCUUCCCCAAGAGGUCCAGGCUGCAGGCAAAAAGGCGACGAAAGCUGAGGCCCAAGCAGGAAACGACGGACAAAGAGCGCACGCUGUUCACUACCGAGCAGGCAACUGAGGCCUCGACUACCGCGCAUCCUACGAGAAAGUUUGGAGUGACUCGUCGCCAGCUUCCAUCACUCGUUCGUGGCUAUAGGAGCAAACCGACCAAGACCACGCCACCUACGACCACGGCUCCGAGAAGGGCCUACGUGAGGCCCGCGUUGUCCGGGAGAAAGUACACCCCGGUCAUUCCACGUCGACCUGUGCUGGCGACGACCACCAGCACCACGUCUUCCUCCACAAGUAGUUCGACGACAACGACUACAACGUCGACAAAGCGGCCUUUCAUCUUCGGUGAGCGCAAGGUUCCCUCCUGGUACGGCCAGACAAGCACAAGCACAACGUCGACGACAACGAACCGCCCGCAGCUGUCAACUCCCCUCUCCAGACUGGGCCGGAGACCACCGAGCUUGCGCUACAAGGCCGAUGACUUGUCACCAGGGUUCGGGCCUCGACCGAGGUUGUCCCUGCGUCCGCUUCCAUCCGUGGUUAGGGACAACGUGCCUCAGACAGUCGAGAAGGACGAGUUGGAACUAUCUCAGUCGGUUCAAAGGCCAAAUGGCCGAAGGCGCCUGGUCAACGACGUACCGGCAAGGGCACAUUUACUUAAGGGUCAGCUACCCGAUGUAGCAACACCGCAAAUAGCCAACAAUGAAACAGAGACCGUAAAGUAUGAAGGCAGGCACAGUGGCUCUGAUGAAGGCGGUGAAAUAGUACGAUUUGUGGCCAUACCACAUUUCGUGGAAGGAAACGUCCCAUCGAGGAGGGCCGAUUUCAAGGAGAGUGCGAGGGUUCCUUUCAGGAGGAUCUUCAGAAACCCGUUUGUGGUUCCUGUAAGAAGGCGGUUCCCUUACGCCGGACCCGUAGGCCGUGUUCCCGCCGUCCCUGUCCUCCGUUGAAGACAGCAGCAGCCAGGACGAAGAGGUUAUCCGCAUUCCGGUGCAAAGGCCAGAGAGUGGCACCUACCCAGCGAUGCAACCGCCCCCUGCCCUGCCGCUUCGCGUGGUGCGGCCGGCGUAUCCGGGAGCUGUGGGGCCCCAGGCUAGCGCACCCGUGGCGCCUGUACCACCGGCAAACAACGCUGUCCACGAGUCGGCGUACGCGCUACCGCGGCCGCCCAUGAGCCUGGGUAGUGCCAACCUACCCAGCCGCGUGAGCCGUCCCAAGCCGGAGGAGCCGCGCUGCGACCGCUUCUCCGAAGACAUCUGCCUCGACGACUUCGAGUACCCAACGGCUGCCAUCCUGGACGCGAUCAGCCGGCAACGAGCGCGCUUCGACACCAUGUACGCAGAGGUCCGCGAUCGGAGCCCCCAGGUGGACGGCGUGACGCGCAAGCAGGAAGAACGCUACACGCAGCGCCACUACUUCGGUGCCGCCGAACGCGACAACCGUCCACGGGACUAUGCGCAGGACGGCGGGUUCCUCUGCCCGUCGGAGAUCCUGUACGAGCGGCCGCGCCGGGCCCGCAACCAUCUAGGCGUCUGGAAGGUCAUCGUGAACAUUGGCGAGUACCGCCAGACUAUGCGCCUGGAGAAGUGCCUUAUGCUGUUUUAUAAACAGCUCAACGCUUCUUUUGCAAUAUCUGGUCCCGAACAACCAAAAGUGGGCUGUGCGGCUCUUAUGUCGCCAAGAGACCGAAUCGGCCAGUGCUCGUACGUCCUCGAGAAAUACCAGAGCUCGUGCAGCCAAGUGUACAGCUACCAGCGGUUGCUCACCUUCGAGAAAGGCAAAGGGCUGCACAUCGACAUCUUCCGCGUCCCGUCAGGCUGCUCCUGCCACGUGAAAGGCUUCAGCCCGUACCAACGCCAUGAUGAGCCGGUCACUCCGAUACGCCAACAGCCGCCGUUCGAGUACGACCGCACCACGUACACCAGUGCGACUAGCCUGGCAGCUGCCAAGGAGCCCAGCAACGGUGACGGGAAAGGGAACAACACACUCUGGAUAAUCUUGGGCAAUGGGAAAGACCUCGAUCCGGAAACCAAGGAGCGGCUCGUGCAACAGCUGAGGCAGUACCCGCAGCUUGCCGAGCAGUUGCCGCAGGGAGAGAACGUCCGCGAGCUGGUGAACGAGGCGGACGAGUACCAGAGGCCAUACGUGAGGACCGAGCCGACCCGGGCCCCCGGCUACGGGGUCCACCACUACGGCAGCACCCACAAGACGCGAGGGGAGAGACCGCAGCUGCUGAACGCCGGCGCAGUGCCGCCUCGGUGGGCACAGGGCCCCGUAGCGAACGAACCCUUCAAGUACGUGCAGCCCAACCGCAUCCGGAGGCCCCCGCCGCCUCCACAGCCGCCCAGCGACUACGAGGCCGAGGAGGGCCUCCCGCCUGGCGCUAGGCCGCGCUACUAUCAGAAGCCCUUUAAGGCGUCUGAGGAGGACGCGCUUUUUACGAGGAGCAGCGGGGGCACGACGUUCGUGGUGCUCAGGCAGAUAGAGCCGCUGUCACGCAGGUACCACGAACCGGCGCGAGAGCGGCACCCGCACGUCGGCCAGGCGUCGCAGGGCUCGGCGGACGUGCGGCUGGCCCACGGGCAGAGCGCGGCGCCGCGGGGCGACGUGCUACUCGUGGAGCCCGUGCGCCAGAGGCCGUACGGCAAGCGCUUCCAAGUGGUCACCACCACCGAGCCGUCGACGACCAGAGACGUGGCGAAGAAGAUCAACUUCUCAUAUCAUCCCAUCAUCGACUACAUCACCAGAUAGCCGCCGCGCGGAGCAAUCUCUUUCAUCCGUUUCGACGUCAUGCUUGCCCUUUUGUUUCUCGCCCUUGUUUUUGCUCACACGAAAGUGGCUGAUCGACGCGGUAGCUGUAGUCAAGGUGUACGCCCUCGUGCGCGAGACACCAUGGGAUGCACCCGUCGUAAACCGUCCAGUGCUUCAAGGCCGGACUCGACACCCGCGCCAUCAUAGCCGCACGGUUUAUAGCACCUGGCGCCCCGGGAUUGCUUUUAUGUCGAGCUUAGAUUUAAUGUGCGAGCGAAAUGCAAUUUAACGUCCCGUAAAGCUUCCAAGCUCAACGGCCGAAACAAGACCACUGGUUGCGCAAUGGUCAAAUGGUGUUCGGUGAUGCAAAACUGACCACGUUUAUAAUGUAAAGUAACAGGCAGCCACGUAAUUGCCAGAAGGGCGUCUAUUCAUUAGGUAAGUCGCCGGCUUUUCAUGUAUGAAGGCUUCUGAAAAUCUAUCAGUCCAAGUUUAACAAGAGGUUCUCAGCGAAACGACGACUUUUCUUCUCUUUUCUUUUUUUUUUUUGCUUGUGGUAAUUUCUAAAGCCGUGUGGGCACCAACGAGCAAGAAAAAAAAUUGUAAAAUUGACGUGGUUAACUGGGGGACUUCUCGACUCUACUGAACAUUUGUUCUUCACACUGUAAGCCUCCUUCUGUAUAUUCGAGAUUAUUAUGGAGAAGACUACUUGGCUAACCGAUAAGGCUGCCAAUGUUUGUGCCGCGAACCUACGAACAGUUCAAAUGACCUUCUCAAAACGGACUCAGUUUACUUACAGUUUCCGUUCUGCUUAAUUUGAUUGUAAAUCAUUGUUUAAAUCAAGGCAUUUCAUGUGACGCUACUUGGACAAUAAGCAAGGUAAUACAGUACUUGCGUCUUAGAUUGAUGCUUCGAACAUUUACGUGCUGUAUGUGCCGUUAUUAUAUAUAGCUAACUUCACCAAACAUAAAAAAAACUGCAUUUAAUCUUCCACUCUUCCCUGUUUCGUGAAAGCUCUUUGUCAAUGCUACGUCUUUCAGAGCCAAUCUGGUGCCUUGGUUGUGAAGAAGUUUUGUGCAUCUAAUCUAAGCACUUUCUUAUCUUUUUAAAUUAUUAUUUUAUGUAUAGCUACCAUGUUGCGGUAUUUGCGCUCAAUUAUGGCGUGGUAGGCACAGAACAUUCGAUAUUUGUGCUGUUACUAUUUGUUCAAGACGGGUCUAAGCCUAAAUAAACAUCAGGGGCCAAAUUCACGAAUGUUUUCUGCUCGCAAGUGAUCUUUACCAUUGGCUGCUCGCCUUAGCGAUUAAUAUGCCCAACAUCACGACUGGAUAUCAUUUGGCCUUGCAAACAGUUUUAGCGUAAGAACUUCUUUCUGAAAUCACAAAAAAUCUCUUGCGCUAUAAUUGUUUGUAAGAGCAUAUUCCAGCCAAAGCCAAUGCUGGACAUAUUAUUAGCGACGGCGGCCGGCCAGCGGAAGAGAUAUCAUUUACGAAACGAAAUGAUUCAUGAAUUCAGUCCCAGAAGGCAAAAUCACAAAGCUUUUCGUUCGUAAGUGAUUUUCGCGAUUGGCCGGCUACAUUAUGUUCAGCACCAGGAUUGGCUCACAUUUGCUUUUAUGAACAAUUAUAGCGUAAGAGGUCUUUUUUGUGUAUAGAGGCCCAGAUUCUUGCAUUCACCGUAAGCCUACGCAAACGCAUGGAAAAUAAUUUUAUGAAUCGCUACAGAUUUCACCACAUAAUGUGUACACACCUGACGUGUCUUUGUACCAAAAUCAAAUGACUUACUCUUUUGAAACUUGCAAUAUAAUUUCACAACUGAAACUCUUACGUUUAAGUUUUUUUUUUUUUUGAGUGAGCCGCGAAAGCGCAUAGGUUAAAAAUAUAAGAUGAAAUGAUGUUAUGUGUGCUUUUCAAAGAAAACAAUUUUUUAUACUGUUGGUAUCGCAGGAUAUGCACAAAACCAAAGCUUACUAACCGCUGAGUGUACGCAAUCAAUACAUAUACGGCAUUCAUGAGUAAGUAAUGCAUUUUUGAGUGACGAGAAGCAAUUAAGUGCUCUUAAGAAAUGAACUUUCUUAUUUCUUU
Messenger RNA from Dermacentor silvarum, 5982 nucleotides. RefSeq names its product neurotrophin 1. Gene Ontology annotation, molecular function: Toll binding; growth factor activity. Gene Ontology annotation, cellular component: extracellular region. The record is from RefSeq and is a predicted model, not a curated record. Bases 2171 to 3898 code for a protein of 575 amino acids. NCBI's taxonomy places the organism in Eukaryota, Metazoa, Arthropoda, Arachnida, Ixodida, Ixodidae. The transcript is spliced from 9 exons. Gene Ontology annotation, biological process: regulation of Toll signaling pathway; innate immune response; central nervous system formation.